AUGUCUUCUCUUAAACCAAAAGAAAUUGAUUUUAAUGAACAAUGGUCAACAGUACUCGAAACUGUUCGAUCUGCGAUCAGCAUGGGCCGAUUUGGUCAUACUGAUAAAGCGAUAUGGCAAGGAAGAUUUUUCGAUAUUUAUUAUUUAUGUGUUGCUACACCGGAUUCUCACGCAGAACGAUUGUAUGAAGAAACGAAAAAGUUCCUAGAAGAGCACUGUCAAUCAAUGAAAAAGGAUAUAUCCGAAUCUGAUCAGAAUAUGUUAAGUACUUAUGUUAAAUACUGGACUGAAUAUAGAACAGGCUCUGAUUGGCUCAAUGCCCUCUACGCCUAUUUAAAUACACAUUAUGUUAAAAAGCGACAAGCAGCUGAUAUGGACGCGAGCUAUCCGCCAUUUGAAUGUAACAAUGAAAACAACGAUCCACCGCUAGUAGAGAUAGGCGAGAUGGCUUUUGACUGUUGGACAAAAAUCAUUGUAGAACCAUUAAAAGAUCGACUUGUGAAAUUAUUACUUGAUCAGAUUCAUCUUGAUCGUAUUUGUGAAUGUGUUAACCAAACGACUAUCAAAGGAGUGAUAAUGUCAUUUGUAGAUGUGUAUCAACAUCGAAAAUUGAAUAGUUUAGAACUCUAUGAAAAAUCGUUUGAGAGUCCAUUAAUUCAAGCAACUGGAGAAUAUUAUCGCGAAGAAGGCAACCGUUUAUUAACCAAACUUGACUGCAUUCAAUAUAUGAAAAAAAUUUUAUUAUUAAUUGACGAUGAAGAGUUUCGUAGUCGAAAGUUUCUUAAUCCAACAUCCUAUUCCAAAGUCUAUAACGAAUGUCUUCAACGUCUUGUGUGCGAUCAUUUUGAAACCUUUAAAGGUGAAUGUAAUGAACUGAUUGUUCGAGAAGAUUUGGACGCUCUUCAGAAUAUGUACAAGUUACUGAAACCAACUCAUAUCGGAAUAAACUAUAUGGUUGAAAGAUUACAAGAGCAUAUAGCACGUAUUGGUCAUGACAAAGUUCAAUCAUUGAAAGGAGAAAAUUUGUCGACCUUAUUCGUGGAAACAUUAUUGGAAUUGCAUACAAAGUAUAUGAAUGUGAUAAAAGAAACAUUCACAAGCGAUCCUGAAUUCGUCUCAUCAUUGGAUAAAGCGUGUGCUACGAUUGUGAAUAUGAAAUAUGGAAAUCGUCUAUCAGCUAAAGCUCCUGAAUUGCUUGCUCAUUAUUGUGAUAGUUUGUUACGAAAAUCAUCGAAAACAGCUACUGAUAGUGAAAUCGAAGAGAAAUUACUUAGUUCUAUAACGAUAUUCAAAUAUCUCGAUGAUAAAGAUUAUUUCCAACGUUUUUAUCAAAAAAUGCUGGCACGUCGAUUGAUCAAUCAACAAUCAAUUUCAAUCGAUGCCGAAGAGUUUAUGGUCACAAAACUAAAACAAAUAUGUGGCUAUGAAUUUACCGGCAAAUUGGCUAGAAUGUUCCAGGAUAUUAAAGUUAGUGAAGAUCUCAACGUCAAAUUCGCCGAAUAUGUUCGAAAUGAACCACCAGCAACACAACAUCAAACGAUCAGUAAUAUACUCGGUUUAGAUUUCAAUAUAUAUGUUUUACAAGCAAAUUCAUGGCCAGUUGCCCAACCAACAGCGAAUGCCUUCAUACUUCCACAUACGCUUGAAAAACCGCUUCACAUGUUCGAAGCUUUUUAUGGUAAAAAAUACAGCGGUCGAAAAUUAUGUUGGAUGUACAACUUAUCGAAUGCUGAAAUUCGUAUGACUCAUUUGGACCGUCCGUACUUCGUUACGAUGGGUACAUACCAAAUGGCUGUUUUAUUACAAUUUAAUGAACGUCAGCAACUGACUAUCAAUGAAAUUGAAGAUGCGAUUAAGAUUAACAUAAGAGAACUUGAUAAACAGAUACUUUCAUUAAUUGACGCGAAAUUUUUACUUGGCAACGCUAAUGAAUUAACUCCAGACUCUGUUAUUUCAAUCAAUUUUGAUUACAAAAGUAAACGAACUAAAUUUAAAAUUCCGUUAAUAUCACAAAAAGAAGCUGCACAUGAUGCUGAUUCAUCGCAAAAAGCAGUCGAAGAAGAUCGCAAAUUUUAUCUCCAAGCUGUUAUUGUUCGAAUAAUGAAAGCGCGCAAAGUGUUAAAACAUAAUUCAUUAAUCGAAGAAGUGAUUACUCAAUCCAAGCAACGAUUUCUUCCAUCAAUUCAAAUUAUUAAAAAGUGUAUCGAGAUUCUCAUUGAUAAACAAUAUCUUGAACGAAGGUCCAACGAUGAAUACAGUUAUAUUGCAUAA
Molecule: messenger RNA, 2271 nt
Organism: Adineta ricciae
Lineage: Eukaryota; Metazoa; Rotifera; Eurotatoria; Adinetida; Adinetidae
Source: the annotation of a GenBank genome assembly